Rotaria sp. Silwood2 is the source of this 528-nucleotide messenger RNA. NCBI's taxonomy places the organism in Eukaryota, Metazoa, Rotifera, Eurotatoria, Philodinida, Philodinidae. The record is from the annotation of a GenBank genome assembly.
AUGGAUAAUAAUGGAGAUCUUUAUGUCUCUGAUAGAAAGAAGAAUGAAGUAAGACGAUGGAAAAUAGGAGAUAAAAAUAGAACAAUAGUAGCAGGUGGAAAUGGAAAUGGAAAUAAUCUCAAUCAAUUCGAUGGUCCUUCCUGUAUCUUUAUCGAUCAAGAUUAUUCAGUUUAUGUGUCGGAUUUCUUCAAUAAUCGUGUAAUGAAAUGGAUGAAAGGUGCAAAAGAAGGUGUUGUAGUUGCUGGUGGACAAGGUCCUGGUAAUGGUCCUAAACAAUUAUCUUCACCUCAUGGACUGGUUGUCGAUCAAUUUGAUAAUAUCUAUGUAGCUGACGGUGAGAAUAAUCGAAUAAUGCGUUGGACUAGAGGAUCUAAACAAGGUUGUAUUGUUGUUGGUGGAAACGGAGAAGGAAAUCAAGCAAAUCAGUUCGAUUAUAUCCAAGGUUUAUCAUUCGACCAGCAAAGUAACCUCUAUGUCGUCAAUUGGGAUAAUUCUCGAAUACAAGGAUUUCAUGUUGAUUCAGAUUGA